AAUUAAAAGUAACGUUUUAACAUUCACAUUCAAAUAAUUUGCAUAUCUCUAAUAUAUAAGUAUAUAAAGACAAGUAUUUGUAUAUAAAUAUAUAAGUGUGGAUAAUGCAUAUUAUUUUUUUUAAUUUAAUUUGAAUUUAAUUUAAUUUUUUUUUGCUUGUAAUUGUAGGAAUUAGCGAGGAUAUUAUUCAUAAUUUAAUGGAGCUUCAGUAAUUUAAAAAAACAGGAGGCACUGACAAGAGAUAAAAGACCGACGAACAUUCAUAUAAAUUUGUCGCAGGCGCGAACCCACCUGAAAUUUCAGUACUAAAUGUCAGAAUUUCUCCGACUGCGCUGACAAACUUACGAACCGUAACUGUAUUUAUCGUCGCGAUCGGAUGGUCCGUGAGAUAACGACGUGCUGAAGCCGCAUCGAGCAAGUUAUUUGAGCAAGCGAACGAACAGGAAAAGUACAUAAAUUAUUGAUGAGGAUCCACCGCGUCUCUUGACAUUCCCGCGUUCGUCUUAAUUAAUUAAUACGCUGACGAAACGCGGUGUAAGGAGGCCGCCAAAGAGGGGACGGAUUAGAUUUUAGAUCGCGUAGAUCACGGUCUCUCACGGCACGACGAGAGGGGCGACGAAUGUGCCGGGUAGAAAAAUCUAGGACAGUGAAAAUCGGUCUGUAUCGCGCGCAUCUAUAGAACGAAACGGGAGCACCGACGCGCGUACGAAUUGAUCGCCAGUUAGGUCUGGAGAAGUAAUAACUGUAGUUCAUUCCAAUUGAGGACUCGAACUCGCGCGAGAUUAAGAUCGAAUGCGAGUGAUAUCGAUCCGCAAUGCCAGCUCUCGGAGGGACAAAAAGUCACGUCCUUCACUGCGCAUCGCACUGCAGAAAUUCGACUCCGAUCUUAGAUCAGCGAAAAAACUGCCGCAAGAUGUGAAUACCAAGGGCGUGUUCGCCUGCAACGAGCUCGACUUAAAAGAAGUCCAGGUCUAUGGAUUCGAUUAUGAUUAUACGCUGGCGUGUUACAAGCCGUCUAUGGACUACUUGCUUUACAGCCUGGGGCGUGACAUGCUCAUUAAAAAAUAUAAGUAUCCAGAGGGAAUUGCCAAUCUGGAGUACAGAGAAAAUUUCGCUGUCCGCGGCCUCCAUUACGACAUCGAAAAGGGCCUCUUGCUGAAGCUCGACAGCUUCUUGCAAAUUCAAUUGGGCGCCGUUUAUCGCGGCUUACAUCCCGUGCCUGACGAGGAGGUCCUUCGAAUUUACAAGAACAGGAUAAUACCGAUAGCCUACGUGGAAGCACCCCAUAAACACUCUCACAAGAAUGCCUUACAUCGCUCGAAAAUGGUUCAAUUAGCCGAUUUGUUUUCGGUACCGGAAAUGAGUCUACUAUGCAACGUCGCGGAGUAUUUUCUACAGAAUCACAUCGAUUACCAUCCGGAGAUACUGUUUAGAGACGUUAAGAACUCUGUGCAAAGUUGCCAUCCUAUAAUGCAUAAGCUAGUAGUGGAAAAUGUAUCUGAGUACCUGGAACAGAAUAAAGAUUUGAGAAGAUUCUUCGAUCGACUUCGAAAUGCUGGCAAAAAGACCUUCCUGGUCACGAACAGUCCUUUUCAUUUCGUUAACAAAGGUAUGCAAUUUCUGGUCGGCGAAAAUUGGAAGAAUUACUUCGAUGUAGUGAUCGUACAGGCGAGAAAACCAAGAUUUUUCACCGAUGAAACGCGCCCCUUGAGAAUAUACGACGAAGUUAAACAAACGCAAUUAUGGGAUCGAGUCACUAAACUCGACAAGGGUGUCAUAUAUCUUGAAGGAACAGUUAAACAGUUGCAAGACAUGACCGGCUGGCAAGGACAUCAAGUAUUAUAUUUUGGUGAUCAUCCAUACAGCGACCUAGCAGAUGUGACAUUAGAGCAUGGCUGGCGAACGGGGGCGAUAAUAAAAGAAUUAACACACGAAAUUGAAACCUUGAACGAUCCGAAAUUUAAAGAAAACGCGAACUGGCUCCAGAUGUUGACCGGUCUAAUUGAAGACCAUCAGGAUUACGAGGGACCUGAAGUGCAAAAUGCACUGGACGAGUGGAUGAGAGAACGAGAUCAAUUAAGAAACGAGACUAAGUCUGUCUUCAACAAACAAUUCGGCUCGGUAUUCAGAACAUAUCACAAUCCGACGUAUUUCUCUAGAAGACUGUUUAGAUUCGCUGAUAUAUAUAUGAGCUCGAUUACGAACUUGCUAGAAUACUCCACGUCUCACACGUUUUAUCCUAGAAGAGGUGUAAUGCCUCACGAAUAUACUAGUUAUUUCGUAUAAAGUGUCUAUGUUUUUGAAGAAAUAUGCAUUGUUCUUACAGCUUUUAGAGUGUACAAUCAAAAUGUUUCGUGAUGAAGAAUAGUAUUUUCGAUUAUAAGAAAAGCCCGAUAUAUUCGACAUCAUAAUUUAAAACCUUCAUAACAGGGAAUUACUAGUUCCGCGCAAAAUACUUCCGCCUUAUUAUUAGAUAUGCAUGCAUAAUUUUACGUGUACAUGCAAUGUAAAUCUAUAUCGAUCAACGUUAAUGCGCUUUUACAGCCGCGUAGUUACAGGUAAUCUGCAUUGAAAUGUAAUGUAUGUAAACGUGAUAAAACGGUCGGGCAUAUAGAUCAUGAAGACUCUUACGUUAUUAUUAUUACCAUGACAAUAGCCAUAUUAUGUAAAAUGAAGUGAUACAUCACGUUGUAAGGAGUAAAAUGCAUAGAAUAGAGAACAGCAUAAAAGUCGAGCAAUUAUGCAAAGUAUUAUUGAGAUACGAAAUAAUUGUUGAAUAUUUUGAAAUUUAUUAAUUAGAAUUUAUUUUUCGUAAAUUAGAUAAAGAAAAAAAAUGCGCUUUUGCGCGAUUAGAAUAAAAAGUAAAUUUUUAAGAGGAUGCCAAUUUAGAUCACUUCAAUUAUUUUUGCAACGAGAUCGAUUAUUAAUGCAUAAUGAAUUUAAAAUUUAACUUGUACAUACAUAUAUAUUUAUGAAUAUGCCAUGUAUCUAUAUGAACAAGUACAAACGUACCAUGCGCAUGCAAUUUUAUUUUCAGCCAGAAUUUAGAAAUUGAAUUAAAAUUUGCAGUUUAAUUAAUAUUGCUUCCUACGUUUAAGUUCUUAGUAAUUUUAUUCCAUGAAAAUAUGUAUUAAAAGCCAAUAUUCGUUUAAGUUUAAAUAUAUUAAUGUUAAAACAAUUUAUUUAUCAUAUUGCAAUUGUUGAUAUAAUAGAAUGAUUUAAUACUCACAAUCAGCUAAAGACCCUCAGCACAUUCAAAAAUAUCGUUAAGAUAAUCGUGUGUUCAAAAGUAUUAAAAUAUUUAUAUAAAAAAAAUGCUAAAAUAUAUUUAUUUAGCGUAUCUGUAUAAACAAAAUGUACUAUUAUUGCUAAAUAUAUAGCUUUAUUUUCAAUACAA
This is a messenger RNA of Solenopsis invicta (red fire ant), 3397 nucleotides long. RefSeq names its product 5'-nucleotidase domain-containing protein 3 (gene Nt5c). Gene Ontology annotation, molecular function: 5'-nucleotidase activity. Bases 793 to 2286 code for a protein of 497 amino acids. The record is from RefSeq and is a predicted model, not a curated record. Lineage: Eukaryota; Metazoa; Arthropoda; Insecta; Hymenoptera; Formicidae. The transcript is spliced from 8 exons.